AAAAAAUAUUUUUUAUUAUUAUUAAUAAUAUUUAUUAAUAAACAACAAAAAGAAUUUUGUGAAAAUUAUAAUCUGAAGUUUUCUAAACAAUCCUAAUUACUAAGCUUCUAAAAAAGUACCAUUUAACUGCAUAUAAACAACAACAAAAUGUUGCAAUUUUCGUGUUUCUGUUUUCUUGUGAUAUUCUUCGUUCAUACAGUUCACGCCGACGAUGACAAAUUUCUCACAGAACCUCCCGAUUACAUCACCGAAUGUCAGAUAGCUGACAAAAAUUUCAUAAACUGUUCUACACAAAGUAUACAACAACUAUUUGACAAGCUGAAUGACGGCAUACCCGGCUUGAAUAGCAUCAAAAGCUUCGAUCCAUUCUAUCUGAACCGGAUACGCAUUACGCAAGGCAACAGCAAUGCGAUCAAUCUAAAAGUCGAAUUGGGAAAUGUGAAAAUCAAUGGCUUCGGACACACCAAUGUGUUGGAGAGUAUCGUUUACCCCAAAGACUUUAGCUGGAAGACCACCUUCAUGCUGCCUGAAAUGAAAUUGCAGGGCGACUACAGUCUUUUCGGGCGUAUUUUAUUAAUACCAUUAAAUGGGCAUGGUCAAGUAUUUUUAGACGCGGAAAAUAUGACCGUUAUUAUGCACUCGAAGACUCGUCUCUACGAAAAAGGUGGCUUCACCUUCUAUAAUGUCACAGAUUGCCAGGUAGAUUUCAAAAUAGAUGGUUUGAAAUCGUAUUUUUCAAAUCUCUUCAAUGGUAACAAGCAGUUGGAGGACAGCACCAAUAAGUUCUUCAACGACAACUGGCGCAUGCUGGCCGAAGCUCUAUAUACCGUUAUUACGCAAACGAUUGAGGAUAUUUUACUGGAUGUCUUGAAGAAAAUCUUUCACUAUAUACCAGCCAACUUUUUCAUUGGCGAUAUACCGACAUCGAAGCAAUUAUAUGGUGGUGGUAGUAAGGGGGCAGCGAGUGAGGCAAAGCGACCGAAGUAAAAAAAGAGAUAAAAAAUUUAAAAUAUAUUAAUUAAAAAAUAAUCAUAUGUACCGAAGCACAUGAAUA
Messenger RNA from Zeugodacus cucurbitae (melon fly), 1054 nucleotides. It is a transcript of the gene Jhbp6, whose product is annotated as circadian clock-controlled protein daywake. The transcript is spliced from 6 exons. The coding region runs from base 148 to 987 and encodes 279 amino acids. Lineage: Eukaryota; Metazoa; Arthropoda; Insecta; Diptera; Tephritidae. The record is from RefSeq and is a predicted model, not a curated record.